AUGCAUGCUUCUGUGAGGUCGUUCAUGGAGACGAAUUUUGCCUCCCUCCUUCAUGCAGGUGAGCUCGACUUGGAAGGCCAUCAUCAGUUGUGCCGUGAUCAUGACGUCGAGAAUGACCCCCCUGAAGGUGACCCUUUCAAAGUUGGAUCUUCCUCCACUGCUCUCGCCCUGUGCGGCCCUUUCAAGUCUGGGGGUUGUCUGACAAGACAAGGUUUUUUUUGGUAG
Molecule: messenger RNA, 225 nt
Organism: Lactuca virosa
Lineage: Eukaryota; Viridiplantae; Streptophyta; Magnoliopsida; Asterales; Asteraceae
Source: the annotation of a GenBank genome assembly